Messenger RNA from Pectinophora gossypiella (pink bollworm), 3139 nucleotides. RefSeq names its product RNA-binding protein 25-like. The transcript is spliced from 16 exons. The record is from RefSeq and is a predicted model, not a curated record. Bases 255 to 2990 code for a protein of 911 amino acids. Gene Ontology annotation, cellular component: spliceosomal complex. Gene Ontology annotation, molecular function: mRNA binding. Gene Ontology annotation, biological process: mRNA processing; regulation of alternative mRNA splicing, via spliceosome. Lineage: Eukaryota; Metazoa; Arthropoda; Insecta; Lepidoptera; Gelechiidae.
CGAUGUUACCUCUUCAAACAUGGCGGUCAGUGAUUUGAUGUGUAAGAUUUUUGUGAAUUAUAGUAUAAUUUAAAGAAUUUAUGAUGUCUAUUUAGUGUUACUAUUUAGUUAAUAUAACGCUGUGAACUUAAUUUUAUGAAAACCAGAUUUUAAAAAAGCAUUUCUCCUUUGUAAAAUAGAAUAGGAUUUGUGUUUGUAGCAGUGUUGAAACUGUUGAAUUGUGAGCAAAUUGUAGGCGGUUGGAGCACCUUGUGAUGUCGUUCCCGGGACGACCGCCCCUGGUGCCAUACGGACUGGCGCCGGGCGUCGUCACUGUGCCAAUGGCCACACACGUGAUGGUGGGCGCGUAUGGCGGUGGCGGCGUGGGAGCGGCGCGGGGCGCCCUGCUGCCGGCGCCGGGCGGCGGCGGCGGCGGGGGCGGCGGUGGAGGCGGGGGUGGGGGCAAAGCAGUCAUCUCGCGUGCGCCCACCAGGAACGGCUCCUCACAGCCCGAACACACGCCCGUUACUGUCUUCAUAGGCAACAUCAGCGCCCGCGCGCCCGACGCCAUGACGCGGGCGCUGCUGGGCGCGUGCGGGCCGGUGGUGUCGUGGAAGCGCGUGUCCACGUUCGGGUUCUGCGAGUUCGGCGGCGUGGAGGCGGCGCUGCGCUGCGUGCGGGUGCUGCACGAGCGCCCGGUGGCGGGCCGCGCGCUCGUGGCCAGGACCGACGGCAAGGUGCAAGCGCUGGUGGACGCGUACAAGAACGAGCAGCGCAGCCGGCUGUCGCUGGAGGAGCGUGCGCCGGGCACGGAGGGCGAGGGCUACCUGGACGCCCGCCAGCGGGCGCUGGACGAGGCCGCCGAGCGCCGCCUGGCCGCCAUCAUGGCCGACUACCAGCACGAGAUCAACAACUACGAGGAGCUACAGAAAGAGGAAGCGAUAUCAAAGACGGCGAAGGUGCUCGAAGAAGCAGACAUCUCCGAGGAGAAGCGCGACGUGAUCCACCGCGAGAUCGGCAAGUUCCGCGAGAGCAUGAAGGAGGAGGCGGACGUGGUGGUGCGGCGCAAGCGGGACAAGGACGACAAGGACGCGCCCCGCGACAAGGACGUACCCCGCGACAAGGACGCGCGCGACAAGGACGUGCGCGACAAGGAGCGCGAGCGUGACCGCGAGCGGGACAAGGACCGCGAGCGCGACAGGGACAAGGAGCGACGCAGGAGGAGCGUCUCCCGGAGCCGGGAGCGGCGCGACGAGCGGGAGCAGCGGGAGCGGGAGCGCGAGCGGGAGCGGGAGGAGCGCGAGCGAGACCGGGAGCGGGAGCGGGAGAAGGAGCGCGAGCGGGAGAGGGAACGGGAGCGGGAGCGGGAGAGAGAGGCGCGUGAGCGGGAGCGGGAGAGGGAGCGCGAGCAGCGAGAGAGGGAGCGGGAGAGGGACAGGGAGAGAGAGCGCGAACGCGAGCGUGAGCGGUCGCGGGAGCGGGAACGCGAGCGGGAGCGGGAGCGGGAGCGCAGCUCGGUGGAGUCGCGGCGAGGGAGGGAGCUGGAGGAGGAGGCGCGGGAGAGGAAGCGGCGGGAGAAGAAGGCGCGGGAGAAGGAGGCCGCCUACCAGGAGAGAUUGCGCGUGUGGGAGACGCGCGAGCGGCGCAAGGCCAAGGAGUACGAGAAGGAGCGGGAGCGGGAGCGGUGCCGCGAGGAGGAGCGGGAGCGGGAGGCCAAGCGGCUCAAGGAGUUCCUCGAGGACUACGACGACGAGCGGGACGACCACAAGUACUACAAGGGCAAGGAGCUGCAGCGGCGGCUGGGGCUGCGCGUGCGCGAGGCGUCGCUGGACGCGCGCGAGCGGGCGCGCGAGCGCGACGAGCUGCAGGCGCUGCGGCGCCGCGUGCUGGCCGAGCGCGGGCCGGGCGCCGCGGCCGAGGCGGCCUUCGAGCGCGAGCGGCGCCGCCUGGACGCCGAGUACCGGCCGCGCCUGCUGGUGGACGCGUCGCUGCGCCACGAGCAGCAGCGCGCGCGCGAGGCGGCGCGGCGCGCGGCGCGCGAGGCGGCGCGCGAGGAGGCGCGGCUGCGCGCGGCGCGCACGCGCGAGCGCGAGCUGCGGGCCGCCGCCGUGCGCCAGCUGCCCAAGGAGGCCGAGCCCAUCGACUCCUCCGACGCCGAGCCGCCCGCCACGCCGCCGCCGCCCGACCCGCCCGAGCGCCGCCACAAGCACCACCACCGCCACCACCGCCACCGCGACCACCCCGACGCCCACGACCACUGCGACGCCCGCGACCCCCGCGACCCCCACGACCACCCCGAGCCCGCGUCCGACCACGCGGGCGACACGCCGCAGAGCUCCCCGGGCGGCGCCACGCCCCCGCGGCCGGCAUCGGGUGGCAGCUCGCCCCGCGCCGCCACGCCGGCGCCCGCCUCGCCCAUCACCAUCAGCUUCAAGCAGUCCAAGCUCAGCCCCAAGGACGCCGCAGGGGAGCCCGGUGCGGGCAACCGCGUGAGGCGCGUGCACGCGGCCUUCGCGGCCGACGACGACGAUGUGCCGCCACCACAGCACGCCCACAAUAUAGGAAAUAAAGAAAAGCGUAGUAAAAAAGUGUCGAGCUCUAGCGGCGGGGGUGAGAGUCGAGGCGGGGGCGGAGGCGCCGGCUCGGGCGCGGACGAGGGCGCGCGCUCGGCCGAGGAGAAGCGCAAGCACAUCAAGAGCCUCAUCGACAAGAUCCCCACACACAAGGAGCAACUGUUCCAGUUCAAGCUCGACACCGCACAGAUCGACAGCGUAUUGAUGGAGAAGAAGAUCCGGCCGUGGAUCAACAAGAAGAUCAUCGAGUACAUCGGCGAGCCCGAGCCUACGCUGGUGGACUUCAUCUGCAGCAAAGUGCUGGCCGGCUCCGCGCCGCAGACCAUCCUCGACGACGUGCAGAUGGUAUUAGAUGAAGAAGCGGAGGUGUUCGUAGUGAAGAUGUGGCGGCUGCUGAUCUACGAGCUGGAGGCCAAGCGGGCGGGGCUAGCCAAGUGACGUCACACACCCCCCCCUCCCCAUGUACAUAGUGAGCGAGUGACUGACCGAGCGAGUGCUUGUUGACGCUAUAUUGUGUAUCGUUAAGUUUAGCGCCUCCACAGGAGGCUAUAGCCGGUAUCAAUAUAAAUAUAUUAUUGUCAAACUUA